AAGUUUGCAUCAUACAGUUGAUCUCCCCCCUUGCAGUGGUUUUUUGUGCUGAUAACAGAGGAAGUGUUGCUCUCGGCUGCUGUGACUUGGCAUUUCCUGGCACUGGGUGCUUGCAUUCUCUCCUCCUUUUCUCAUUAUAUACAUCUGGCACCUUUUUUGCUCAUUGUCUGUGUUGAACACACUGCACUCAAUCUCCAUGCUUUGUCCUGCUGAACUCGCACAGAAUCCUGAAACAGAUUUAGGGAAUGGAGCAUUCUGUGUGGGUGACACCAGCGCAGGUUAUUCAGAAGGACCUCAGUUACCUGCAGCAGUGGUUGGAAGUAUUUGUAACUAAUUUCGAGAGGAUUAUUGCCGUACACACAUUGGACCCCAGGAGGCCAGAAGACUCUGCAUCAGAGAUCCCUGUAUUACCUCCGUACCUCCUCACAGUCCUUAGCCAGCAACUGGGACACUGCACUGAGCACAUCUCCAGCCCAGAAGGGGCAGAUGCCAGCUUGUGCCAGGCUCUUCUCUUGCUCAAAUUCUUUAUCAUCAUCAGCAGGAAUCUAGAGAAUGUGGAGAAAGAGAGGACACCAUCCUUUGUUUGUGAGGUUAUCCACUUGCUGACAGCGACCACAGCUAUGUUGAAAAGCCCCGCCCCAGAGGAGCAGCUGAAGACAUGGACUCUGAUUGAAAAAGUCUCUAUAUAUGCUUUACACCUGUGUGAAUGUCUCUUUGACCCUUACCAGACCUGGAGGAGACAGCUCGGAGGGGAAAUUGUCAGCGCCAAAGAGAAGAGUAAAUACAAAUUCUCACCUGCAGCUUUGCCUCCUGAAUUUGGAGUCUUUUUUCAAGAAACCUUCCGUAAUGGGGAACACCUACCUGAGUCGGUCACACUACGGCUGGUGCACCUGUACGGGGCUAUUAUUACAGCCAGCAAGACAAAUGCACUGCUCCUCAUCACUCCGGCAUCAGUGGAGGUGCUUAUAUUGGUUCUACAGAACUGGAGCGCCGGCAGGGAGGUCAGGAACCUGCGGAUCCUGCAGCUGACAUUGCAGUGCCUGAUUGCCAUCAUUCACAUCCUGCACAGCAGCAGUCCCAGUGAGCGGCGGGUAGAAAUCAGGACCAUCCUGGACAGUUAUUUUAAGGUCCUCAACUCUGAUCGUCCUUUGUCUUCCCCGGAGAGAGCCUCGGAACCACUUCUGGCUCUGAGGAUCAGCAUGUUGAGAGCAAUCCCUGAAAUGUUGAACUGUGGCGACAGACCGGUCUUACAAGCAGUAUUCCUCAGCAAUAACUGCUUUGAACAUAUCAUCCGGCUCAUUCAGAAUAGCAAGCUUUACCUGAGCAGUAGUCGCAGGCCAGAGGAGAGUGGCAGCGACCUUACCACUCAGUUGCUGACCGAGCCCGAUAUCAGGAAGGUGCUUGAUAGCGAUUCCGCCUCCAUCACUGUUCAUGCCAUUGGUGUCCUUACAUCCAUCAUGAGAAAUUCUCCAUCUGCCAAGGAAGUGUUUAAAGAGCGCAUUGGCUACUUACACCUGUAUGAAGUUCUAAAGAGCCAAAGUGAACCAACCAAACGUCUACUUCAGGCGCUCCUGAACAUGGCUGUGGAAGCUGAUUACAGCUCAGACCCUGUUCAAUACAUUCACAAUGAACAGCCGCUGCUUAUUCUUGUACAGUGGAUCCCGGAGCUCUCACAGAAAGACCUCCAGAUUUUGGUGUCAGAAUGGCUAAAGACCACUUGUGACUCAUCAUUAAGGAACCGGAUGACCUGUGUCCAGGCAGGAAUGGUUGGCCAAGUUCUUCUGGCCCUCAGACAUGAGAGAGAGCUUGAUGGCAAAUGUGCAGAGAAUCUCAUCUACCUUCUUCAGGUAUUGGGACGGCUUUCCAUCCGACCCACAGAGCUACGACAAUUAAUCAACCUUCUUAGGACAGAGGGGGGCUCCCCCCACCCGUAUGCAAGACAAGUCAUCAGGGCUUUGUCUGCCAUGGCAAGGAAUGAUGGCCCUGAGAGAGCCUUGCAGUAUUUCGAUUUGAUGCCCAGCAUGUCUGGCAUUAUGGUGCCCGCCAUGCAGAAGUGGCCAGGUGCUGGCUUUGCCUUCCACGCUUGGGUCUGUCUUAACGAAGGCAUUAAGGAUCAGCCACUGACUGGACGUAAACGUAAACAACUGUACAGUUUUUUCGGAACCAAUGGUACCGGAUUUGAGGCUUUCUUCACCGGGGACGGGAUGCUGGUGGUUGCUGUCUGCACUAAGAAAGAAUAUAUGACCGUAUCACUGCCUGAGAUAUGCUUCAGUGACUCCACAUGGCAUUGUGUGGAUAUUGUGCACAUAGCAGGGCGCCGGCCAUUCGGGCAGAACAUGGUGAAUAUUUACACUGAUGGACAACUCAGCAAAUCAGCUCAGCUGCGCUUCCCAGCUCUCAAUGAGUCCUUUACAUCUUGCUGCAUCGGAUCUGCGGGUCACCGUACAACUACCAAGGUCUCCAUCUCUCCGUCUCAUACCCCUGACCUUACAUUCGCCUCUCACUCAGUACUAAGCCGCUCUCAGUCCUUCCCAGCCACAGGCACGGGACAAGGCUGGGCACCAGGAGGGGCACAGUGCUCUCGGGAAGGGCUGGUGUCUACCAUAGUGGCAGGGACGCAGGAUACUGAGUGGGGGACCCCAACCUCGCUGGAAGGGCACCUUGGCAGCGUGGCAAUCUUCCAUGACGCUGUGCAGCCAGGUCACGUGAAGGCUCUUUAUACAGCAGGUCCAAACUGUGUGUCCCCAUUUACACUGGAGAGUGAUUUGUCUGAGCUGAGCACUAAACUCCUCCUUUACUAUACACCGCAGGCUUCCAAAAACAACAUCUGCUUGGAUCUUGCCCCUAGUCAUUUAUUUGACGGGAGGCUGACGGGCCACAGGGUGAUUACUUGGGAUAUAAAGGAUGUGAUAACCUGUGUGGGAGGUAUGGGGGUGUUGCUGCCUUUGCUGAAUCAGGUUGCCUCACAAACCAAAGAUGCCACAGAUACGCAGGAAACCCACGACCUGGUUGGUCCUGAGCUGACGUCUUCCAGGAAUGCCCAGGGAAUGCAGCUUCCUCUGGGCAAGUCCUCAGAGAGCCGGCUUGAGCGAAAUGGUGUUGCCGCUUUCCUGCUAAUGGUGAAGAACUUCAUUCUGCAUCAUCCGGCCAAUCAGGAGAGCUUGCUGCAGUGUCAUGGUCCCGCUAUGAUAGGAGCACUGCUGCAAAAGGUUCCAUCUCUCACUAUGGACAUGAAUGUGCUGAUGGCAUCUCAGAUGCUUAUGGAUCAGGUGUUAUCAGAGGGUAACAUCCAUCUGCUUCACCACCUCUACCAACACCUGCUCUUUGACUUCCGCAUUUGGAGCAACAGUGACUUUGCUGUCAGGUUUGGUCACAUUCAGUACCUGUCGUCCAUCAUAAAGGAUCACAAACAGAGGGUUAGGAAAAAGUAUGGAGUGCAGUACAUCCUGGACUCUGUCAGGAAGCAUUAUGGAGUACAGAAAGAAGAUCAGAUCACAGCUGAUAAUAUGAAAACCGUUCAGAUGUCUCUCUUCAACCUGACUAAGGAUUUCCUCUCCAGGAACCCUAAUGCUGAAGAUCUUCACUGUAUACUGAACUACACGGCAGCUGUCAAUGAGGAGGAGCAGGUAUGUGGGGUUCUGGAGGUGCUGCACAGCCUUCUGAAGGGAAGCUCCAGCAAUGACCAGCUCUACAUCUUCCUUCUUGAGCCAGGGAAUAUUGACGUAUUCUACUCACUGUUAGUGCAGAAGAAGUUCUCCGACCAUAUUAGAGAGAAAGUGUUUAAGAUUCUCUACAAGCUGCUCAAGUACGAGAAGGUCUAUGACCGGAACAAACAUCGUCUGAAGUUGAAGGAUAUUGGGUACCAAGGACUAAUCUCUUUUCUGAGUGAAGUCCCUGUGUCCAUGUUACUUAUCCGCUGCCUCUCCGAGCAGGUCCUGGGAUCAGAUUUGUCUCCCAAUUACAAGGAUCUCCUCUCCGUGGUUUAUCUCUCACACCGGGCAGACCUCCCUGUAAGACUGGACGUGUGCAGGAAGCUUUUUCAUUUAAUAUAUUCACAACAGGACAUUGUGAGACACUUGGCCAAACAAACAGGCUGGCAGGAUAUAUUGACUAAGCUCUAUAUCAAGGAGACAUAUGAGUCUCGACAGGGCAGUUUUAGUAGCCCAAUGUAUUCUGGUUCUAUAAAUCUAUUAAAGAGCUUGGGCAGCAGCACAGAACAGGAGUCUGGACCAUACAAGGACAUUGCAGAUGGGCAGCUUACACUGGGGGGAAAUCCAGACGCAGAUGUAGUGUUUCCAUUAAGUUUUGAAGUUUCUGAUCAAGAUUUCUCAGAAGGCUUUUCUGAUCACUCCAUGUCUCCAACUGUCAAAGACAAGCAGUUUAACGGUUAUAAUUUUAAGUCUUUUGACUCUUCCGAUCAAACCAGCCAUUCCUCCUCAAACAACAUUGACAUCCCUUGCUCAGAUGAAGCACCUUGCAGUAACCAGCAUCCGUUUGAAGGGGCAUACCAGCCUCUCUCUCCAUUCUCAGUAUCCCCUUUUGACCUUCAUUUGGAUCUAGGAAGCUCAAGCUCAGCAACCACAUUUGAGAGUGGGAACCAAACCCCUGUCAGCCAACCAGGCACUCCUUCACCACUGGAGACCUUCAAACCUUUCCCAGGCAUGCGAGCUCGGAAAAGCUCCAGCUUGUCUAAUGUUCUGGAUGAGAACAGCUACCAGGAGACCUUGCCCAGUGACUCCACCUCAAACACCAGUAACCCUCAACAAACACCAGAAGAGGAGCUCUGCAAUCUGUUGACCAACAUCAUCUUCUCAGUGACAUGGAGAGGGGUAGAGGGAUAUGAUGAGGGAGCCUGGAAAGAGCGAGGGCAGGUGUUCUCUGUGCUCACCAAGCUUGGUGCUGCUUGUGAGCUUGUACGGCCCCCAGAUGAAAUUAAAAGAAGCCUCCUGGAGAUGAUGCUGGAAUCGGCUUAUACGGAUAUAAAGGAGUCCACAGCCAGCACACUGCCCAGCCUCACCCAGCAUGUCCUUAAGAUGCUGCGGCUACUGCAGGACUUUCUCUUCUCUGAAGGACUAAGCAAUCAGAACCUGUGGAGUGAGAAGAUCUUUGAAGGUGUCAGUAACCUGCUGGACCUGCUGGGGGUUUGGUUUCAUUUAGCCAAUGGCACCUCAGACCUGAAGGAGAUGGCACAGAUUGGCCUGAGGAUCAUUAUGGGCUUCAUCCAAUUAGAAGACCGACAGAUCCAUUCUUCGGCGUAUGUGAAACUUCAUAGCCUUCUGCAGACGGCCACCACGCUGAGGAAGGAAGAGGCUUGUUAUCUUCUAGGGAAGCUAGAGAGUCCUCUGAUGGAAUCACUGUAUGCCAGGACUGAAACCUUCACGUGUCUAGUACCUAUUAUACGCACACUAAUGGACCAGUGCUUCGACUCCCUGCAGAUCCAGUAUCACCUACCGUCGUUCCCCCCAACUAAUGGCAGCCCCACCUUCUAUGAGGAUUUCCAGCAGUUCUGCACUACACUGGAAUGGAGGGUCUUCAUAGACAAACACGUCCUGCCCACCAUGGAGCAGUUUGAGAAAGACACAUUUGCGAGGAGUCAUGACCAGAUGUCAUCUUUCUGGAAUUCCUGCUAUGAUGCUCUGAUGAGCAGCUCACUAAGAAGAGAGAAGGAAAAAACAGAGUCUCGCACCAAAUUUCAGGACUUAGUGCUGGAACCAGUAUUGAAGAGGGUCAAAGGAGAGAAUUUCCGCUAUAGCAGUGUACUGAAGCAGACCAGCAGUCAUCACAGUGCUGUCCUGCGCCAGUGGAGAUCUUUACUGCGUCUGCUGACUUGCCCACGAGGAGCCUGGGCUGACAAUAAACCCACUGUGACCAGAUGGAAGCUUUCCAGUGCUGAGACCUACUCCCGGAUGAGACUGAAACUGGUGCCCAAUUACAAUUUUGAUCCCCAUACAGAAGCCAGCGCCCUGAGAGACAACUUAGGCACUGACCACACACACAGCAAAGCAGACUCCUUCCAUCUCGCCGUAGCAAAAGAAGCAAAAGUGAAUGAACUGGAGGAUGACCAGCUGGGGGCGGAAGACCUGAUGUUCUUAGAGAACAUAAACCAUGCGGAACCCAAAGAGCAGAAUCAGAGUGAGAAGCUGGUGAUCUCCGAAGACUGCGAGCUCAUCACCAUCAUGGCAGUUAUUCCAGGGCGACUUGUAGUCACCACGCAGCAGAUUUAUUUUUACGACAUGAGUAAUGAGAGGGAAGAAACUGAGGAAGGUAUCGGUUAUGACUUCAAGCGCCCUCUUUCUCAGCUGCGGGAAGUACAUCUACGUCGGUACAACCUCAGGAGAUCGGCGCUAGAGUUUUUCUUUAUCGACCAAGCCAACUACUUUGUCAACUUCAAAAAAAAGGUCAGAAAUAAAGUUUAUUCGCACAUCCUCGGCCUGCAUCCUCUCAACCAGUUGUUAAUUGGCAGCCGAUCUCCUCAGGAGCUGUUACAAGCCUCAGGAUUAACACAGAGAUGGGUCUGGAGGGAGAUUACCAACUUUGAGUACCUGAUGCAGCUAAAUACAAUUGCUGGCCGGACAUACAACGAUCUCUCACAGUAUCCAGUGUUCCCCUGGGUCCUGUGUGAUUACUUCUCAGAGACACUAGACUUGGACAAUCCAAAAGUGUUUCGUGACCUUUCUAAGCCAGUUGGCGUGGUGAAUGACAGACACGCCAAAGAAGUGAAAGAGAAGUACGAGAGUUUUGAGGACCCCUCAGGCACAGUGGACAAGUUUCAUUACGGAACUCACUACUCUAAUGCAGCGGGGGUCAUGCACUACAUGAUACGCACAGAGCCCUUCACUACACUACACAUCCAGCUACAAAGUGGCAGGUUUGAUUGCUCAGAUCGACAGUUUCAUUCAAUCCCAGCUGCUUGGCAUGCCCGCAUGGAAAACCCAGUUGAUGUGAAAGAGUUGAUACCAGAAUUCUUCUAUUGCCCAGAAUUCCUUGAGAAUGCCAAUGGGUUUGACCUCGGCUGUCUUCAGAUGUCUAAUGGGAAAGUGGAUGAUGUUGUACUGCCAAAAUGGGCCACGUCUCGGGAAGAUUUCAUCUACAAGCACAGGAAGGCCCUGGAAUCAGAAUAUGUCUCAGAGCAUCUUCAUGAGUGGAUAGAUCUGAUAUUCGGGUACAAGCAGAGGGGCCCAGCUGCAGUGGAAGCCCUAAAUGUGUUUUAUUAUUGUACUUAUGAAGGUGUGGUGGAUUUAGACGCUAUUGCAGAUGAGACAGAGAGGAAAGCGUUGGAAGGGAUCAUCAGCAACUUUGGGCAAACUCCUUGCCAGCUACUCAAGGAACCUCACCCAGCCCGCCUGAGCGCCGAGCAUGCAGCGCGCCGGUUAUCGCGCCUGGACACGUACUCACCUAAUGUGUUUGAGAACCUAAGAGAGCUAAAAUCAUUCUUUGUGGAGGGGAUGAUGGAAGGAAUUCCUCUGGUGCAGACUGUGGUACCUAAAAACCAGUUCCAUUCCUUCAUGAACCAGGGAUCUCCUGACAUACUGGUCACUGUCAGUGCGAACGGCCUCCUGGGGACUCACGGCUGGCUGCCUUAUGACAAGAACAUCUCCAAUUACUUCAGCUUCACCAAGGACCCCACCGUGUCCUCCACCAAGGCCCAGCGUUUCAUCUUGGGACCAUUUGCCCAGGGCGCAGAGCUGUCCUCAACAAACCUGGUUGUUUCUCAUGAUGCAAAGUUGCUCUUCAGCGGGGGACACUGGGACAACAGCCUACGGGUCACCUCUCUCAGCAAAGGGAAGGUGAUUGGGUUAAUAACCAGGCAUAUAGAUGUAGUUACAUGCCUAGCAUUGGACCUCUGUGGUAUCUACCUCAUUUCUGGGUCAAGGGACACCACUUGUAUGGUGUGGCAAGUUCUGCAACAGGGUGGUUUUUCGUGUGGUUUGUUGACCAAGCCUGUGCAGGUAUUAUACGGUCAUGAUGAUGAGGUAACAUGUGUGGCCAUUAGCACUGAGCUGGACAUGGCAGUGUCUGGGUCCAAGGAUGGGACAGUGAAUGUGCACACCAUUCGCCGGGGGCUCUUUAUGAGGUGCAUUAAACCCCCAUGUGAAAGUUCACUCCCUCUCUCUGUUUCCCAUCUUAUGGUGGGCUUGGAAGGCCAGAUUGUCUUUCAGACCAUAAUUGAAGGCAGGACCUCCCUUAAGGAUAAGUUUACUUUGCAUUUAUACUCUGUGAAUGGCAAACAUCUGUCCUCGGUCAGUCUGGAUGAGCAAGUUUCGGCCCUGUGCAUCACACAGGAUUUUGUGGUUUUUGGGACAAUGCAGUGUUCCUUGCAGAUUCGGGAUCUUCAAAGUUUAACACUAGCAGUCUCACCGCUGCCUAUGAAGGUCCCUGUCCAUUGUGUGUCUGUGACCAAGGAGAACAGCCACAUAUUGCUGGGGUUAGAUGACGGGAAGUUGAUUGUGGUUGGAGCCGGGCAGCCAUUGGAGGUGAAGACUGGGCAGUUCACAAGGAAGCUUUGGGGGUCCACAAGGCGGAUUUCACAAGUGUCUUCUGGAGAAACAGAGUACAAAGCGUCAAACUCCAAUUGAAGGAUGGACCUUUUUACGCGUGAUUCAAGAAAAACAUAAAUUCCUGUUGGUCUGAUCCUCAGAAACUACUGGCCAUGGAAGUGAAAUAGGGCAGAUGUUCCCUCUUUGUCCCUUGGAGAUGAGCUGAAUAAAUUCACACAGUGGCAUUGGAAGACAUAUGCUCCUAAGUCCCCCCCAGUGAUCGAUGGGUUUUUAAUUUUUCCAUAGCACACAACGUGUGGGCCUCAGCCAAGUGUGAUCAACGUAGCAGCGUUUAAGGGAUUUAAAAAAAAAAAACUUUUACAAUAAAAUGCACCUUUAUUUUCUUUCUCUUCUUUGGAAACUUGGGUAGCCAGUGUGCCGUUGCCUUAAUGAAGAGAGAGACUUUGAUCCUUUUUUUUUUUACACUCAUAUGAAUUGGCUGAGCACACAUCAUUAAAUACUCACUGAGGAACGGUCAAUACUCAGCCAUGUACAUAUUUGUAAAAUUCUACGGCAUCUACAUCAGGCUGCCUUUUGAAGAUCUGUUCUCCUUCUCUGUCAUAGUCUUUUCCUAGGAGAAGAGUUGGCGGUUAUUCCUGGAAAUUCAUGGGCAUUGCACUGAGGUCCUUUUUUUGCAGCUUAUAUUUGCUGUGUGCUGUCACCUUAAACUGUUUUUGUUUGUGGUUUUAAAAAACAAGCACAAUAGUUAGUCACUGUAAUAUGUUUCACUGGACAAGUACAUUUUUAUAGACUGGAACAGACCCAGAAACCUGCAAUGUUACUGUAUGUUACUUCUUCUUAUUCUGUCAUUCCAAAAAGGCGUCAAACUUUUUUUUUUGUACAGCUGUACAGGUCGAUGUGACACCAUUGUUAAUAUAUUUUUGUGCGCCUUAUAUAUCGGUUAUUUCCUCUUGACUUCUAUAUGGAGAUUAGUUUUUUUCCCAACGCGUUUCACUUAGCAUUUUUACCAGUCUACUGUAAGACAUAUCUACCUGUUACAUGAAUUAAUUUGGGAUUGGACUAUGCAGAUUGGUUAUUUAUAGCUGCCAAGGACCAAACCAAAAGAUACUUAUUUCAGGAUUGUUACACACAAAAACAAUUAAAUAUUUGAUUAUUCACAUCUGAUGUGAAAUCUGUAUUGAGGGAGACUUUAGAGUAUGUUGUUUACUGCUACCUUAUUAAACCUAAAAAUGUUUUUGCUUCAAAAAAAGUUAGAAUGCAGGGUAUAAUUACCACAAUUAGAUACCCUGUUUCCAGACAGCAAUACAAUGUGUAUUUUCUUCACACUUAUGACAGAAAGGAAAUUCAUUUCUGCAUAUUUAUAUGUUACAUUUGGGUACUAUCAUUAUUAUUUCUAUUAACAUAUGGACUGUGUUGGCAAUUUAUGUGUUUGAUAAUAAUAUUUACUAUAUAAACUAGUUUCAUAUCAAUUCCUAUAAAAGAAGAGUACAGACAAAUUUUAUAUAUGCAACUAUAAAUUAGAAUCUAACAUGCAAAACAAAUAUGCAAUUGAGACUCCAUUUUACAAAUAGGUGCUAUUUAUAAGCGUCAGAAACUUGUAGUGUAUACUGUAGUGGGGUUUUGUGUUUUUUCCCCCCAGCAGAGCAUGAAAGUGAUGUACUGACUUUUAAUACAUCGUUUCCACUUGAAAAACAAUGUGCUAUUUUAGAAAAAUUUAAACAUUUAUCAUAGCUGAGACAAAUUCUGCCCCAAAACGUCUUCUUUUUUUUUUUCUUCACUCAGCUUACCUGAGUGGUGGUAUCUGCCAAGCAGUGCAGUUAUAGAUCCAAUCUCUUUAGCCUCUGUCUGUAGAAAGCACAGCCGAGUAAAGAUUUAAAAACAAACUAACGUAGACUUAAAAAGUGGUGGACAAAAGCUUAUACAGGACUAUAGGUUAUGUUCUAGCAACUGAAAACAGUCUCUUUACGUCAUAGCAGCCGGGAAAACCCUUCUAUAAAGCAGCUGUUUGCUUCCCCAAAAAUCAGAAGCAAUAAAGGUAUAUCAAGUGUUUUUCUGAUUUGUUAAACCAAACGUAUUUUGUACUGGAAAUAGUAUCAUGAAAUACUAGGAUAAUUAAUGUGAUCUUUUCUGGUCCCUAACUUGAUAGAUUUGUUUUCUUUAAUAUAAACUACAUUUUAUGCAUAAUGGUUAUUUCAUAAGUCAUGGGAACUAUUUGGAAUUUACAUUAAAAAGCUCUUUAACACAUUCAUCAGAUACAUAAAGCAGUAACAUUAGCAUACAAAGUAUGGCCAAAUAGCAAACAACCACUUUAUUUAGUUUUUGUAUUAAUGGUCAAUUAUUGUACACAAUAAGAAAUCUGUAAGCACAAUGUUAUACGUGUAACUCCUCAUUAUCAGUUCUGUGUUACCAUCUUUGGAAAUAAUGGUAAAUAACAUUAUAUUCACUGUGGUUAACCUAUGUACUGAGCUGCACUGACAAAAUACUCUCAUGGAUAACUUGUUGUAAGUAAGAGGGGUAUUCUAGAACUUACCAUCCCUAGUGUUGUAAAAUGCUGUAAACAGGGCUCGAUAAUCCCAGGAGCCAGGUUGCCACGGCACUUAGAAUUGUUAACUGUUUAUAUUAUUGUACCUAUACAAAUGCACAAAACUCAUUCCUGGCUCCUAAGUUGGAUAUUAUUUUGUCAAGUACUGUUUUCAAACAAUGAUUUAAUUUAUUCCAAACAGAAUUCUCUAGCACACUAAAGUUUGUUUGAGAAGUUUGCACACAUCGUCCCAUUCCUCCCAAUUUACCCAUAUUUUGAUUUUCCUUUAUUAUCAGUAUUUUCUUCCCAAUAAUAGUUUCCUUGACUUAUGAAUUACUCAUAUAUAUAUAUAUAUAUAUAUAUAUAUAUAUAUAUAUAUAUACCUGUACACACAGGUAAGUACAGACAUGUAACCCCUGCAGCAGGAAAGCUUUGUAUAUGAUCGCUAAACAAAACAUUUGCACAAACCCUUAACUGUAUAAAAUACAUUUCUGCAUCCUAAAAUUGUGUUUUACCAUGGGGGAGAUGAGAAAUAUGUUGGGGUUUUUUUAAACUUAUGAGCGAGAUUAUAAAUUAUCUUCACAAAAGCAAUAAUUUUUAAUGAAAAUGUCAAAUGGGCUGAUAAAUGCAAACUUGUACUUUCUGUAAAAACAAGCUUUAAAGCAAAACAUUUAUAUAAAAAAAGAUGUAUAUAAUAAUUGUAUAAAUGUUACUACUGAAAACGUGUAAUGUAAACUGUUUUUUUAUAUAAUUGGGAAGGUCAUAGUCUGUUACAGCUUUAAUUCUCUGGAUAUCCAAGUCUGACGCUGCCAAUGAACAGACAUUACGAGUGACUUUGCACCCUGAUUGGUAUAUUUCACCAUUAAUCGGACUGCACUAUGUUAUAUUGCCGGGAUGUGAGCCGCACCUUCUUGCACUCGUUGGCGCCCAAACAUUCUUAAAUCACAAAGGAGCAAGGUUUCUUCUAAACCAAAUGAUGGCAAGCGUGCAAUAUUUACUUUCUUUGUGGCACUAAUGUUUUUUACAAAAUGAAUGUUAGAAACAAAUGCGGAAUCUUAAAAGCCCAUCUGAUGUUAUGUUCUAUUUCUGUUUAGCUUUUAUGCAGUUGCUCUUGGUAUUGGUAGAAAUGUUCAGCAUUAUUGUUUUGUUAUAGAUUUGGGAGAGAGGGAACUUUAUUAUUAAACUAUUAAGUGGGUAACAGAUGUAUUAUCCUGAACAAGGUAUGUGCUGGGCACAUCCAGUUCUUCCUAUUAAAAAGCAAAACAUUGUUAUUGACAAUAUGUUUUACCAGGCAAUGCCUCUCAAUAAACAUUCCAGACAGUUA
This is a messenger RNA of Bombina bombina (fire-bellied toad), 12343 nucleotides long. It is a transcript of the gene NBEAL2, whose product is annotated as neurobeachin like 2. Gene Ontology annotation, molecular function: protein kinase binding. The coding region runs from base 246 to 8576 and encodes 2776 amino acids. Gene Ontology annotation, cellular component: cytosol; membrane. NCBI's taxonomy places the organism in Eukaryota, Metazoa, Chordata, Amphibia, Anura, Bombinatoridae. The transcript is spliced from 55 exons. The record is from RefSeq and is a predicted model, not a curated record. Gene Ontology annotation, biological process: intracellular protein localization.